AUGGAAGGGGACUCUUCGGUAGCCACAACCCCCAUAGAUCUGCGGAAGUUUCUUGAGGAUUAUCAAAAUAAAUUGUCACCCACUGCUACCGAAACGCCGUUCUUCCUGGAAUCUAACCCUAUGCUCGUGGACGUGAGCGAAGGUUGUUCUCUGGAUCAGAUUGCAUCACCGGAGGAUACCUCAAUAUCCGUAUUUCAACCAGGUGCCGAAUUCUCACGAACCACCUUUCAACCGCAGGAGGGCCAAAAGUUACCCAGAACAUUCACCGCACUGGCCCAGCAAAAAUCCCGAUCUCGUAAAUGUUCUUUUGGGCGCACACCGUACACCUAUAAGUUAAAUACUCUCCCUCUGGUGGAAAGUGAUCUUUCCCUGCAAAAUAACUGGGAACUGGAGCUGACGAUUCGCCUGUACAGGCCACCCCGCGCUUCGCACAGGGGCUUCAAGGUGGAAAGCCCUGUCUUCGCAGAGGAGUACGUUUGCCUGGGGAGCAACCUCCUAACAGAGCUACGUGACAAAAUAAGCUGCAUUUGCAAAGGGAAACGCUUCGUGGACAUCAGCAGCAAUCCGGAUGCUCCACUUCCGACCAUCACAUCCAAUUCUGGGUACUUCUUCAUCAACAACACUUUCUACAAUGACAUGCGGAAUCCCGAGAACUGCGACUACUCGGCCACGGUGAUACGGUGGGCAGGCGCUGCAGAUGUCGUUCAGCGCGAACCAUUCAAAGUAGAGAACAUGGAGGGAAAGCGUUUCAUCGAUCUCACCGUGACUCCCGGAUCUCCGCUUCACUACCUGCAUCACGGAAACUGCGAGCAUCUCUUUGUUGUGUCGCAAGUCGAGGUACUUACGCCAAGCAGCAAACGGCCCGAUCGCAGUGUUUAUCCCUAUCCGCGCUCCAUUAACGUCUUCAACCGAAGGACCUGCUACAUGUGCGGCUUGCGAAGCUUUCACUUCAUUGUGGAACAGUCGCGACGGCAGCUGCACGAUCCCUCCUACCUGUGUCGCAGCUGCUUUCUCAGUUUUCACUAUGUGGACGGCCAAAAAGUUGGCCACUUCAAGGCUUAUCGCAUAUAUGAGCAUUCGGAGGAGAAAAGUGAGAACGACGAGGAAGUACCUAUAAGAGAAACUGAUGAAAAUGACAACAACGAGAUCAUAUUGGACUGAACAGGCUCCUCUCAGGCUAGAUUUAAAACAAUAGCUGAUAGUUUAGGUAAAAUACCUAUUGAACGACCCUCGUAUUUUAUUGUAAAAUAUUUUUAGAUAAAAUACAAUAAUUUAAAUAAAAUACAUACACAUUGCAACAAGA
This is a messenger RNA of Drosophila ananassae, 1303 nucleotides long. RefSeq lists its product as uncharacterized. Lineage: Eukaryota; Metazoa; Arthropoda; Insecta; Diptera; Drosophilidae. Gene Ontology annotation, biological process: snRNA transcription by RNA polymerase II; snRNA transcription by RNA polymerase III. The transcript has a single exon. Gene Ontology annotation, molecular function: RNA polymerase III type 3 promoter sequence-specific DNA binding; RNA polymerase II cis-regulatory region sequence-specific DNA binding; bent DNA binding. Gene Ontology annotation, cellular component: snRNA-activating protein complex. The record is from RefSeq and is a predicted model, not a curated record. The coding region runs from base 1 to 1161 and encodes 386 amino acids.